AUGCGGGCGGAGGAGCCGCUGGCGCUGGCUGCCCCGCGGGCGGGCGGCGGGGGCGAGGCGGAGGCGGCUGGCGAGGAGCGGAGCGGCGGCAGCUGCUGCAGCAGCGAGCGGCUGGUGAUCAACAUCUCCGGGCUGCGGUUCGAGACGCAGCUGCGGACCCUCUCCAUCUUCCCCGACACGCUUCUCGGGGAUCCCAGCCGCCGGGUGCGCUACUUCGACCCGCUCCGCAACGAGUACUUCUUCGACCGGAACCGGCCCAGCUUCGACGCCAUCCUCUACUACUACCAGUCCGGGGGGAGGCUCCGCCGGCCGGUCCAUGUGCCCCUCGACAUCUUCCUGGAGGAGAUCCGCUUCUACCAGCUGGGCCAGGAGGCCAUCGAGACCUUCCGAGAGGACGAGGGCUUCAUUCAAGAGGAGGAGAAGCCCCUGCCCCAGCACCACUUCCAGCGCCAGGUCUGGCUGCUCUUUGAGUACCCUGAGAGCUCCGGGCCAGCCCGGGCCAUCGCCAUCGUCUCUGUGCUGGUCAUCCUCAUCUCCAUCGUCAUCUUCUGCCUGGAGACCCUGCCUGAGUUUCGCCAGGAGCCCAAGGGUGCCCAGCCCAGCUUCGGGGAGGCAGUGCCGCACGGUGACGAGACGCUGCUGCUGCCACCACCGCUGCCGAGCGGGACCCCACCACCUCUGCAUCCUGCCACCAGUGCUGGUCCCUUCUUCACUGACCCCUUCUUCCUUAUUGAGACCCUGUGCAUCAUCUGGUUCUCCUUUGAGCUCCUUGUCCGCUUCUUCGCCUGCCCCAGCAAGCCUGAGUUCUCCCGCAACAUCAUGAACAUCAUCGAUAUCGUGGCCAUCAUCCCUUACUUCAUCACCCUGGGCACCGAGCUGGCCCAGCAGCAGCAGCAGAAGCAGCAGCCUGGGAGCAGCAGCAACAACGGGGGCCAGCAGCAAGCCAUGUCCCUGGCCAUCCUCAGAGUCAUCCGCCUGGUCAGGGUCUUCAGGAUCUUCAAGCUCUCCAGGCACUCCAAGGGGCUACAGAUCUUAGGGAAGACUCUCCAGGCCAGCAUGAGGGAGCUGGGCCUCCUCAUAUUCUUCCUCUUCAUCGGGGUGAUCCUGUUCUCCAGUGCUGUCUACUUUGCAGAGACUGAUGACCCCGACUCCCUGUUCACUAGCAUCCCUGAUGCUUUCUGGUGGGCAGUGGUGUCCAUGACCACUGUGGGCUAUGGGGACAUGUACCCCAUGACAAUUGGUGGCAAGAUUGUGGGGUCCUUGUGUGCCAUCGCAGGAGUUCUCACCAUUGCUCUUCCUGUCCCUGUCAUCGUGUCCAACUUCAACUACUUCUACCACCGAGAGACUGACCAUGAAGAGCAGUGCCAAUACACCCACGUCACCUGCGGCCAGCAGCAAUCACCCUUCUCGGAGCCCAAGAAGGGGGACAGUAAUCAGUCUCUCAGCAAAUCUGAAUUCCUGGAAGCAGAAGACCUGGAGUCCAUGAAAUAUUCCAACUUCAUUCCUCCCAACAGCCAGGGUUAUAAGGAGAAGAAAAUGCUGACAGAGGUGUGACCAGUCCUGGUUCCAAACACAGAGCUGCAGGCUGCUGCACAGCCCUCUUCCUACUAGCAGCUGGAUCUGUUCAGCAUUUAUGUGCCACACUGUGAAUCGUGAUACCGUAAACAGAAUUGUGGUGAUAAUGGGCUCUUCUGUCCAGAUUUGCUGUUUCUCAUUACCAUAUGCAGCCAGAAAUGUUCUUGCUUUAAUCUGUGGAGUGGUAGCUGUUAUCCCCUACUCCCUCAUGAUUUUUUUUUCUGUCUUUGAAGACUGCUUUAAUCCAAUAUUUGCUCUGAAACCUAGCCUUUCUAUUCCACUAGUAGAGAAGCCCUUGCCACUACUUCAGCGGGAGGAUUCAGCAGGGAGUAAAGAGUUAAAGGGGCUGUAAACAUCUGGCUCAAGCUGUGCCCUUAGUUCCUCUGCCAUCAAAGCGCCCUUAGCUGUGGGAUCAGUCAUGCCUGCCAUGCCAUUGCCUUUGAAUAAUGGAAAUGCUGUAGCCAGCAUCACAGUGAGUUUGCAGCUGUAGGGGAAAGUCAGCAAAGCAAACGCCUGCCUUCUUUGCAACCCUUGGCAUGCUAAAGAUCUGCUUGGUUUGUGUUUCAAAAGAGGUGCAUAGACUGAAAAGUUCUUCGCUACUUGUGACUGUAUUACCAUUUAUCAAAAACAGGCUUAUAGAAGUCAAAAGCCUUGGUGAAGAUUAUCUGUGUUUUGAGCUUAUUUCAGCCUUGUUUAUAUCAGUACCCUGAUGUUAAUUGGCUUUUAUAGUACCAAUUUAAUCUUCAUAGUGGUAAGUGCCUUCUGAUGCAAGGCAUGUUUGAGCAAAUUCAUUAUCUCUGCAGUUUAUCUUCACACAAUAGUGUUUAAUGAGACGUACUUUAUGCUUCAGAUAUUCAGUUCUGUAUUCAGGCAUGUGAGAGCAAUUGACUCCGCUGUGUUUUUAUUGAAGUGUUUAUAGUUGAGGGAAGUUUGCAUGUUGGUAUUUUGUUAACGUUGCUAAAAACCCCUGACUACAGGCAGCUGCACUUGCACUGUCUGAAGACUGCACUGCCAGGCAUAAAUUGCCCCAGGGUAAGUGUGUCAACAUAUGAGAUUUAGAUUGACAUGGAUACAAAAUUCCCUAAACCAUCUGCACAGACCCAACAGCAUACCCUUGACCUUUCAAAUAAGGACAGAAACAGCUAGCCUUGAAGAGGUGCUUUUGUUGUAUUACUGAAGUAGCCAGUUCUUGGUAUUUCAUGGGUAGGAGGCACAGCAACGUCUUUUGCGAGCACUAGGUUUUAUGAGAGCAUCUUAUGCAGUAAUGCAAAGUGCAUAGCUUGGCCUGCAGUACCAGGUUUGCCAAGAGAUCAGAUAUUCACACCUUGAGAUGCACAUUUUACUUCCCAGAUUUCCCUUUUUAAUCAGCUCUGCCUUACAUCUAACUUCAAAAUGUUUCAAGUGCUGCCAGUGGGUGAGAAAGGGAAAUGGAUGCUCUGAGAUUUGAUUGACAAGUUUUCCUGCACGGAGAAAUCUUUCUUGUUUUAGAUCUUAAGUGUAUGUUUUGCAAUCACAUGUGUGCACGUGUAUGAAAGCAAAGGCAGCCAUUAAUGCCUUGUGUCAUACUGAAUGAUAUGCAUAUUAGAAUGUACUACAUAUUGCAUGUGACAAAUGUAAUACAUAAACCAGACAUAAUAUCAAGAUGCAAAAUAUAUAGAAUACACUUUAUGUGUAAGUACAUAUCUUAUACUUUUCAACCGUGAGGCUAAGAAUGCUAAAGGCAUAUAGUCAGAACUGGCUAUAGUACUGCUUGUGAGGGGGGAUCUGUUUGCAUCUUUGCUACUCUGCUUGUUUCUCAUUGUCUUGAGAUCUGGCCCCAUGCCUAGAGUGCUUUUUAUUGUAGCCUCUCUCCAUCUGGGCUGUGAUCAUACAGUAGAAGUUGUUUGUGUAAAUCCUAACUGCUGUAUUUCUCCAGAGUCCUGUUGUCUCCUCAAAGGUUUGUAAUGUGCAGGGAUCUCCCUUGGGGUUGGCACACACGCAUUAUACUAAAUCCUCUCUGUUCUCUUUCUCUCACUGAAAUCAGUAGCAAAAUGCUAGUUGUCUCUGUUUCUGCAGGUCAGUCAGAGAGACCCAAGGGUGAUGAGGUGAGGAGGGAUGUAUAGCUGAGAGGAGUUUGCCUGAAUACAUAGGUGCCUGGUUCCUCUUUGGUUUGUCAGGACUGAGACAAAGGUCUGUGAAGGUCUGGGUGGUGAGAGCCAUUCUGAAUCCUUUGAAGCAUGAAAGCAGCUGGUGGGAAAUCCUGGUGAAUAAGUGGAACUGAGGAAGGAUCAACAUAGUGGCAUCUCUGUUGCUUUUGUGUUAAAAGUUGUCUCAGACAUUGAUUUACUUUAGUAGAGUGCUGUUGCUGUUCUUAGUUGUGUUUCAGGGUCACUAGAAUGAAAUAUUUUCUGUGAAUGCAAGACAGUGACUCUUCUUCCAUUUUUUUGGUUGCUUUGAUAGAUGCACUAGAAACCAGCAAAAGAACCUGCUAUUUAAGAGAAAUGUUUCUAGGUUGCUGCUGUCUCCUAGCAGAAAGCCCGUGUUGGUUUAUUUUAUGCCUAACUGUAUCAGGUGAUGAAAGUUUUCCCAAAGUAGGAUAUAAAAAACUCAGGUUAAGCACAAGUUCAGGAGGCAGCGUGAGGCACACUGAGCCUACGUCAGAAAAUUCCCGUUCUUGCUUCUUUCCUUGGGCCUGACCCUGUUGCCCCUGCCAGGCAGGAGCCCUUCCUGCUCAGAACAGGUUGUUCUCCCAACCAGUGUGACAGACGGCUGGGCACGGAGAAGAAAAAUGUGAAACAAAUUACUGGCAGCAUAAUCCCAGUGUGUCCUGUAAAGAUGCUCUUCUAAAGAGAUUUCCUGCUCUCAGGUGAAAUUCAGCAGCAAGUUUCUAGCUAGAGUGUUGUCUGCACACAGACCUGCAUGCAUUCACACGCAUAUACCAAACAAAGAGGAAACUUUGUUGCAAACAGACAGCUUGGUGCAGUUUUUUUGCAACCCACAAUUUUCAGUUCUGAGAAGAGAGUGCAAAUGAAAAUGUGUGAAGUGGGAGUGGCAUUUGCUCCCUGGGUUUUCUGUGUAAGAGCUAAACGAAAUUCAGAAAGCCAAUAGAAGACUGGAAAAUAACCUAGGGACUUCCAUUUGGGCAUGCAACUCCUUCUCUAAGCAUCUCCUGAAAAGCAAGAUAGUCAAGUCCCGGUUACCAAAAAUACUGUAUUAAAGAACCUCUGGAAUCUGACAUUUUUAUUAAGGAGCCUUUGAAUUUCUUUCAAGUGAUUCAAGUGCCCCAGUGGCACCCAUGCCAUUGACUUUACAGAGGGCUCAUGUUGCCAAAUCACAGAGAUGCUUUCAAAAAUCUUACCUCAGGUGUUCAGCUCUUAUCACUCACUCUUGGAUGUUUGAAAUACAAAUCUGUCUGUCUGUUCAGCUGUUUCCUUUUGAAGGCAGAGCACAUCCUUGUGAAGCCAAGUAGGCACCUCCAGGGACCUGUUUCCAUAACAACGUCCCAGACUGUUUCUCUCCAGCCUGUGACUUUGACUACUAGCAAAAGCACUCGUUGAAUAUUUUCAGCUCUCAGAUAUUAGUACCUUACCUUUACACCUGUUUUCUUACUGAAGAUAAUUCCAUCACCUUAUACCAUGUACAACUGUCCUGUCCAAUUUCAGACAGUUACCAUAAUUUGAAAGCAGAGAGCACAAUCCAGGAGAUUGGGAAAAAAUGUCGUCCCUAUAUUCUUGCAUACAGGGAGGUGGGGAGUGUGUGAAAGACAAUCCGAGCACUCACAGUCAAGGAGCUGAGGGGCAACUGGCCUGUGAAUGUAGAGAGUCAUCUGGGUGCCCAAUGACCAGGAAUACAAGUUAAAGCAUUGCAUUAGAAAAAACAGGAACUCCUUUUUUUUGACAAUCUCACUAGAAAAUAGUUUUUCUGUGGAAGAGACUCUUGCUCCUUCCUGACCCCUUGGUUGUUCUGUGAUAAUCAGUUUCUCAGAUAAUUUUCCCACAGGAUGUUUUGCACCAAAACAGGAGAGGGCAGAAGUCAUCUUGUUUGGAGGUAGGGAAGGAAAUAAGGAAGAAUUGUACUGAGGACACCUUCUUUUAUCCACAACUCAUCAGCCACUGUAAGCAUCAAAAGCAUGAAGAGCUGUUUUGCGAUAUUUCAAAGUCUACAUUACUGGUGGAGUUCUGCCCUUACCUCCAAGAUGAAAUUCCUACUCUGCUCCUGUUUGGAAAGUGUUGCCAUUUGGGAUUUGUGAGCAAUUUUCUGUUUGGGCCCUGUUCUGGAUCCAGUUUUCAUGGAUAAAAAUUCACUGCUAGAGCAGCUGUGGGGGUGACAGUGACUGGACUUGGUGUUCUCUCCUAGGCUCUCCAGCAUAGAGAGAUCCCUUUGGGGAUAAAGAAGAAUGAGUAUAAGGGAAAUUCAGGGCAGCAAGGGACAAGGUAAGGACUGAAGUAUCUUCAUACUGGAUGGAGAGAAGAGCAUCAACACUAAAAGCAAAGGGACAAACAGCACCAGUGGCUGCUGCUAUAGCACAAGAAGGUCCUGUUUACAUCAGGGAAAGAUCUGCAGAUUACAGCAGCAGUUAACCACAGCUUUCCCAGAAGCUCUCAUCUAUCUUGAGUGCAAGGCUUGGUGGCAGCUGAGGACAAGGACUUAGCCUUGCUACUCUGGACUUCAGCAUGUAGAAGAGAACAGAGGCUGGAUUCUGGAUGCUGCAAGGCUAUCAUGUCAAGAUGCUGUAAAAGAGGUUGUUGCAUCUUCUUACUGCAGAGUUGGUGGUUUCCCUGUGUGCAGGAAAUGCAUUUAGGGGCAGGAAACUGAUUUCCUUGUUUUGUGGUACUCUUGCUGUUUCUUUUAAAGGGAUUAACACUCUUAAUUCUGGGAAACUGAAGCUAGAUGUGAACAGGGGGUUGAGGGAGGAGGUGGGGAGAAUCCCAUUCGGGAUUCAAGUGUGUCUCAUCAAUAACACAGGAUUCAGUUUCCAGGGGCUAAAUUGCAGCAAUUUAUGAAAUGUUCGUCAAAAACCCCAGACAAGCACCGAGUCCUGUGGGAACCACAAUGGACACAGGUCACCUCCAAAAGACUCUUUUAUGGUCACUUAUUUUAAUUUUUUUUUUUCAAGUGGAGUAUCCAGUCCUGGCAAAUGCAUAAGGUCAGUCCUUUGAAGAGCAAAUAGCUUUCUCUAGAGAGCUGAAAAAGUGGCCAUAGUCUGUCCAUUUGUCUGCCUGUCUUUUGGCCCUGGAUUACUGUGCUUUUUAAAAGUGUGUUUUCACAACUCAGAUAAAUGGUAGACAUUUCACAUAGGUAUAAAGUAAUAAUCAUCCUGUUCAUGCACAAUAUCUGAUAUCUAAGGGGUGAACCCAAACCAGAGGUAUUUCUCAUUUAUCUAUGAAGUGUCUUGCUUUAACGUGUGUACAGUCAGUUCUUGUUGUGAAUGUGUGAGUCCCUUGCCUGCUGUAAAGGAGGCAGUGACUUAGUUUCAGUGGCUGUGGAGAGUUUCACUGAAAUAGCACUGCUCAUAGUCUUUCAUAUGAUUUAUAAGGCACAAUAGCCAGAAAAUGUAAUAGUUCUGAAAAUGUAAUGUAAUUGUAUGCAGCAUUCCCAGAAAAUGCUCUGAAGUCUUCUCCCAUUGCACCAUUGUGACAAAAACCUCUGUUGCUUCUCAAGCUCCACAAGCCCAUGCUGUGCUGUACUGAAACUGAGAGAAAACCCAGUUAGCACUGAAAAGUGAAGGGCAGAGAGGGAUGUUCUGGCCUGGAAUCCCUUCCCUUUGGUAGGGGCAAAGAUGCAGCCAUACCCAAAGAUGGAUCUACCCUGCACAUGGCUCCAGCUCUCUGCACAGGACAGUGGGACGGAGUGUGAGGAGAGGGAAUUGUUUCUUGGAGGGGAGAGACGGAGGGGAAGAGUGGAGUAAAAGGUAUUCUGCACAUGAUGACUGGGAUUUUAUGAGGGCGCUCUGAUGGAUUCUGGGCAUCCAGCUUCCCUAGGACUCCUUAUCAGUAGCACCCUUUACAUCUUUAUGAGUGACUUUUAGCCUGUCUGGCGUCAUCCCAGUUAAUGUGUGUGAGAAAAGAGGUAGAAGGCAGCUCACUCUCAUUUGGCAGCUCUCAGCACCUGUAGCAGGCAAGGACUGUAUCAUGCCCUUGUGGCUGCUAGCUGAAGCUCUGAUCCCUUGAUGAGCUGUGACUUCAUGACCACCUGUGACUCAAACAGGGUUGUAGGACUGGGUUUAAAGAAACCAUGAGGUGCCAGAUCCAAAGAUACUUUUGGAGCAGGUCUGCUCAGUAGUCCUAAGCGUGAAUGUCAGACCACAGUUCUUAGGAGGCAACAUUGGUGCCACGUUCAUAUUGUUCGGGCACAAAAAAUACAGAGGCCUACUAUACAUCUUAGUGCAGGCCAGCUUGCAGUGUGGGACUUCUCUGAGUCACUUGCCUAUGCUGAUCUGUGUGGCAAAGACAUGUGGCUGACCAUGGAUAGCCGGAGCUGCCAUGGACCCUUCUUGCAAGGGCAUUUGUCUUCAGACUCAACCUGAGUGCAGGGUGCCUUUGGAAAGUUGUGAUUAUGCUGCAGAAGUCUAUGGGUACCCUUCAGAUACAUGACACACAGGUCAAAGAUUUUAGACCAUACUGUGUGCUAGCACAAACUGCAGAGUUGUUAAUGACAGGAUUGCUUUUCUCUUACUGUGAAGCCUUGCACCGAUGGGUUGUUUCAAGGCAGACAGCUGGGAUUGGCAGGCCAGAUCGGGCGUCGUGAUAAGUAAUUUCAUCUCCCUUAUUGGAGCUAGGCUGAUUUGCACAAGUCUGGUCCAACAUUUCUGAGAAGCUGUGGAUGGUAGGGGUUGUCUGUUGCACUGAAAACUUGAAGCCUUUCAAACAAAUUACAUGAGGUAAACGGAAUUUUUAGAUGGAGCAUUGAAAACGCAGUCCUCCAGGCUGUUCUCUGGGUUCAGGCUUCAAGAAUACAAGUUCUUAGUAAAGAAUCUCACACACAGUGGGAGAAGAGGGCUUGGAAGUUGACCAAGGAGAUGGGACUCAACUGGGCUUUGAACAGCAAUCGUUGUCCUUUGCCAUAAUAUGUGCAUAAUAAUGUUGCAAACCCAACAUUACACAGGCCAAGAACCUGUUGAAACUAUGUAACUAGAUACUUGUGAUUGUUCCUGUCAGAGUGAUCCACUGUUCAAUAAGCUAGAUGUAUAAAUAAAAUCAAUAUUUUUUAAA
Apus apus (common swift) is the source of this 8765-nucleotide messenger RNA. RefSeq names its product potassium voltage-gated channel subfamily A member 6 (gene KCNA6). Lineage: Eukaryota; Metazoa; Chordata; Aves; Apodiformes; Apodidae. Gene Ontology annotation, biological process: potassium ion transmembrane transport; protein homooligomerization. Gene Ontology annotation, cellular component: voltage-gated potassium channel complex; membrane. The coding region runs from base 1 to 1554 and encodes 517 amino acids. The record is from RefSeq and is a predicted model, not a curated record. Gene Ontology annotation, molecular function: delayed rectifier potassium channel activity; protein binding. The transcript has 4 exons.